Molecule: messenger RNA, 778 nt
Organism: Manihot esculenta (cassava)
Lineage: Eukaryota; Viridiplantae; Streptophyta; Magnoliopsida; Malpighiales; Euphorbiaceae
Exons: 1
Coding region: 50-535 (161 amino acids)
Source: RefSeq, a predicted model, not a curated record
CUAUAAAUAACACCCAAAGACCAUAACCCAUCACAUAUUUUCCUAGCUAAUGGCCAACUGCAUCAAUGAUACUUGUGUUGCAGUCCGGCCGGCCGCCUACGUGAACCUCCUCAAGUCGCCGGAAUUUGAGAUGGAGUUUGGGAGAUUUUCUGGGAGCUACAAGUACAAGGGCAGCCGGCCUAGUUUGCAUGGGCACCCUAGGGUUGUGGAUAGCAGAUCAUGCAGACAAAUGUACUUAAGAAGCUAUACGUUCUCAAGAAAAGAAAGUGUUCCUGAGAAGACCAAGAAGUGUAUAGGCAAAGUUAGAGAGAGAAUCAAGAAUAGAAGGUCAAAAAAGAGAUCAUCAUCAUCUUCUUCUUCUUCUUCUUCUUCUUCUUCUUCUUCUUCUCCUUCAAAAGCCAGCAAAAUCAAGAACAGAGGCUUUAGUAAAAGAGAGUCUUUAAGGAGAGUGUCAUGUGCAGCUUUGAUCUCUACGUUCAGGAGAUUGUUAUCUUGCACGACCAAGGUUGAUGUUGCUGAACCCGGAGAUGCAUAAAUAAUAAGUUUUUAGUUUUUCUUUCUUUCUUUUGUUCCUUAAUAACUUUUUGCCGAUGGAUCUUCAAUUUCUCUUUCAAUUACUAUUUAUCUAUGAAGGAACUGGGUUAAUUAAGUGAGAGUAGAUAUAUAUUUUCUGGUUUUGGCUUAUAGCUAGGGAAGCCUACAUCUCUUGUGUAAUCUCUCUUUCUCUUUCUUGUAAUUAACCAUGAGUAUGUGAUUUAAUUAAUAAGUGUUUACUCUA